Lingula anatina is the source of this 915-nucleotide messenger RNA. Its product is annotated as 1-phosphatidylinositol 4,5-bisphosphate phosphodiesterase delta-4. The record is from RefSeq and is a predicted model, not a curated record. NCBI's taxonomy places the organism in Eukaryota, Metazoa, Brachiopoda, Lingulata, Lingulida, Lingulidae. Gene Ontology annotation, molecular function: phosphatidylinositol-4,5-bisphosphate phospholipase C activity; calcium ion binding. Gene Ontology annotation, biological process: lipid metabolic process; intracellular signal transduction. Gene Ontology annotation, cellular component: plasma membrane.
UCUUGAUUCCAUAACUCGCCCAUACUCACCCCAUAUAAUACAUUGUAACCUCUAUAUCGCUAUUCGCAAUACUAUGCUUUCGAGCUACGGGGCCGUGUUCUACACACCACAUACACUGCGGGCUGAUGUUUACUAGUACGUGUAGGGAGUACCAGCCAAGUUAUGUGACCUAGAUGUAAUCACUGGGGAACUGUACUCAUGUUUUGGUAUUUUUGUUAUUCCAGAUGCGAGGUGUUUGACUGGUGAGAAGAGCUAAGAGAUACACAAGCAGUACCUGGUGAGCUAUUUCUGCCGGACACCUGCCGAAAUGGACGCUAAAAAAGAUAUCCGUGGAUCCGGACAUAAGAAGAAUGGAGUAUUGCUGCUUGCCGUAAAACCACGUGAUACAGAUGACGUCACACCUCGUGAUAUUAAGACCCUGCAGAAUGGGACGCCACUCCUGAAAAUUCGACAUAAGAAGACGUACCGCCGCUUCUUCUAUGUGGCCAGAGACAUGAAACACAUUUGCUACAGAGGGUCGAGAAAGUUUGGACAUUCUACUGUACAUAUGUGUAAACUAAACGACAUUGACGACAUUAGGGAAGGCAAGCUGACAGAUGCACUGCAGAAACUGAAGCCAAAACCAAGGGACGAGUUUUGUUUCUCGUUAAUUCGCGGGAAGAAGUCAUACGAUUUUAUAGCGAGAAAUAGCGAUGAACGAAACGCUUGGGUCACAGGACUUCGCAAACUUCUUAAACAGAAGAUGCCAAUACACAAAGACUAUGAUAAUAUACGGAAGGCGUAUCCUUUAACUUCAUCAGUCUGUCAGAUCUAAACGUAAACAAAACCGAUAUAUGUAUGGGCCUGUCUGUUUUGAUUACAACAUCACUUUAUUUGAUUAAUUUAUCAUGUAAUCUGUUGAUUUAAUUGUACUGA